Molecule: messenger RNA, 1569 nt
Organism: Aspergillus wentii DTO 134E9
Lineage: Eukaryota; Fungi; Ascomycota; Eurotiomycetes; Eurotiales; Aspergillaceae
Exons: 3
Coding region: 1-1569 (522 amino acids)
Molecular function (GO): metal ion binding
Source: RefSeq, a predicted model, not a curated record
AUGGCUUCGCCUCUUCGUCCUCAGUUCUUCUGUACCCGUCCUAAUGGCAGCCUCACUCCUCUGAUUGCCGUGGACGAUCUCCCAGCUCAUGUUUCUCUUCGCGGUGUUCCUCGCGUUCUCUCAGCCAGCGACACCCAGGGAAUGACCAGCUUGGGAACCGUGAGCCCCAGAUCCCAAUCCUACAUCGUGGACGGCCUUUCCCCGCGCGCUUCUCCAACCGGCUAUCGCGGUCGAGACGAUCUGCAGUCCACUCUUUUGAGAUUUGUUUCUGAUGAAAAUCUUCCAGCGAGUCAGCGCCUGGCUCUUCAUGCCUUGCUUCAGCAGAGCUUCUCCCAGAACUGGGGAAAUAUGGCGAACAACGGUCAGACUCAUGGCUGGGUCGUCCCUAGUGCAAGUGGCUCUGGAGGCGCCAGACAGGGUAUGCAUUACAAUGUGAAGAAAGAGUAUUGUUCUUACUGGAUCCGCCACGGCGAGUGUGACUACCAGCAGCAAGGCUGUCUUUAUAAGCACGAGAUGCCCACCGACCCAGCCAUGCUGGAGAAACUUGGUCUUCGUGACAUUCCUCGCUGGUACCGUGAAAAGUACAGCAUCCCCAGUCUUCUGCCUAAUGGAGGUGCUCGCUCCCAGGUCGCCAGUGGUCCACACUGGAAGGAUGAAGCUGCGGACCGUGGCGCUCUCAAGUCCAUUCAGUAUCCGUCUCGUUUGGGACUCAAUAGCUCGGCUGAGAACUUUGAUGCUGAGAAAAACACCAAGCAGCAGGUGAAGACGACUCCUUACAUCCCUCCUGCUCUGCAGCCCUCGGCCACGAUCACUGGACAUGCUCGACCUGCGUAUAACGCUACCAAUUCGCCCAAGGGCCCGGCCUCGCAGAAGCAUGGACCGAAGCACACCUCUAACCCGACCACCAAAAAGAUUGAUCUCUUGUCUUUUGAUCCUAUUCAGGAAAAGUCCUUUCUGGACCCCAUGGCUGGAGCUGCUGGCGAGAUGAAUUACCCCAAUACCAAUGACAAGACCAGCGUCGUCGAAGAGGCAGACAGAAUCCAGCGCGAGGAGUUUGUUCGCAGCCUUCAGUCACUCAUGCCAGCUUCGAUGACUGGAAGCCCCGAGUAUCAGCAGAACAUCCCUCUUGAACCGAGGGACCACCAGAAUCGUACCAGGAAGUUCCAGAAGUCACGUCGAUUGUAUCAGCCGCGCUCUCAGAGUAUGACCCCCGAUGCUGGCCACCACGAGCCGAUGGAAUCGGUCUCUUUCAAGAACCUGCACAGCAAUGCCACCGGCUUCUCCAGCGGCGCGUCAGCCAUCUCCAAGGGCAGCAACCUGGCGAGCCCUAUUACCCUUGGAAGUGCCAUGUCCUCUGACCCUCCCACGCGCGUUGCUUCUCCAUCGCUCCAUUCUCAUACUUCCAUGUCCUCCGAGUCGAGCCCCCGUGUUCUCAACAAUCGUGUUAAAGACAAGGACAUGAAGUCGAUUCCCGCCGCCAUUGGAACCAAGAGAACAGUCCAUCGACAGAGGUCCCCCGGAUCCUCCGAUGACGACCUUUUCUGCACGCCCAUGGGACGUGGGAAAUAA